Oldenlandia corymbosa var. corymbosa is the source of this 835-nucleotide messenger RNA. Lineage: Eukaryota; Viridiplantae; Streptophyta; Magnoliopsida; Gentianales; Rubiaceae. The record is from the annotation of a GenBank genome assembly.
AUGGGAAAUGUAGUUGGUUCAGUCCUUACUGGAUUCUCUGAAGUGCUAGGAAAAUUGUUAGGACAUCCACUUGACUUCUUAUCUGGGAAAUCAUGUAGCACCAAUUGCGGACCAACAUGGGAUCUUAUAUGCUACAUUGACAACUUCUGUAUUUCACAAUUGCUUAAGUUGGCUUUGGUUGUAGUUCUCUUGUACUUCGUUCUGUUAUUCUUCUACUUGUCAUACAAGUUGGGAAUCUGCCAAUGUAUUUGUCACACCAUCUGCAGAAGUAUAUGGGCAUGUUGUGCCAUCUAUUUCUCCACUCUAGAAUGUUGUUGCACUUUCCUAUGUUCUAAGCUUGAUAAGCAUAAUCAGAGACGCCGAAGGAGAAGGCGAGCUAGUAGAGAUAUAGAAGCAAUAGUAGCGGUUAAUAGUGAAGAAUACGAUGAUUAUGAUGAUGAUGAUGCUGAAGAACGCAUUUCAGUGUCAUCAUCAUCAAGGCGAAUCUCGCGCAACCCUAAGGUCCAGUCUCGUCGAGGAAGGAAUUAUCGGAAAGAACAUGUGAGAAGGGCUUUGAGGCCUAAGAGUCAUCAUGUGGAUGUGAGGAUUAGAGAAAGAUCAUUUGGAUUGGAAAAGGGACGGUGCUUCAAGAACUGUAAUUACAAUGAUCAAGUUAAUCCUGCUGAUGGCAUCAGAGUGAGUAGAAGGUCCAAGUUUGCUCAAAGAAGGAAUAGUUUCAAGGGCUCAAUACAUCACCGUCGUUAUAGGUGAAAAAAAAAGGAGUAUUCAAAUCAAGCAAAAUGUCGAAGUUGUGGAAUGGAUCAUCAAAGCAAGGGGCGAGAAUUGAGAAUAUGAG